AAUUUUUAAAAACCCUAAAUUUUCCUUUCUCCUCUCUCGCUGCUCUCCUCUUCCCCCUCACUGUUCUUCCUCUUCUCUCGCUCUCGUUGUUCGUCCGUGUCUUCGUCCCCCUCGCGGAUCCUCGUCAAGGUGUGCGAGUGACGAGGCUGGACGAGGUUGGUUGAGCGCGACGAACCAGCGAGGUAGUUCGAAGUCCUGCGCGAGAGGAGGUGCGACGAGCAGGACGCGGGUUUUGUGCGAAGUGGGGCUGUGCGACGAGGUGCUGCGAGUGACGAGGCUCGCGAGCGGUUUUGUGAGGUUGUGCGAGAAGCUCGAAGGCUUCGCGAGUCUUCGACGGAGUUCGAGUGGGGCUGACGCGAAGCUUGUGGUGAGCGAGCGAGGGAGUCCGUGAGUGCGAGGGACGCUGCGAGGGACCCUGCACUUCCUUCCAUUUUAAUUAGUGCUUCUUCUCAGAAAUUCAUACAUUCAACUAUUUGAGAGAAAGGGCAAAAUGGGAUGGAAAGCAGCUCAAAAACUCAUCCGGAAUUGGAAGAUUGUGAGAGGAGACAAUGUGAUGAUAAUUAGGGGUAAAGAUAAAGGCGAAACGGGUACCGUUAAGCGUGUCGUUCGAUCUCAGAAUCGUGUCUUAGUUGAAGGAAAAAAUCUUGUCAAAAAACACAUAAAACAAGGGCAAGGUCAUGAAGGUGGCAUUUUUACAGUUGAAGCUCCACUGCACGUUUCAAAUGUGCAAAUUGUUGAUCCAGUUACGGGAAAACCUUGCAAGGUAGGGAUUAGAUAUCAAGAGGAUGGUACAAAGGUUCGAAUCUCAAGGGGUAUAGGAGCAUCAGGGUCUAUAAUCCCUCGUCCUGAGAUUUUGAAGAUAAGAACCACGCCAAGACCUACUGCUCCUGGUCCUAAGGAUACCCCGUUGGACCUUGUCCUGGAGGAGACAUAUAAUCCUAAAACUGGAAAGGGAAUGCCAGAUCUAUAAGGGGCUGAUCUGUAGGUGGUUUAGAUGGAAAAAGCAUUGGCUCAAGGACUUACUGACAGCGAAGUUGAUAUUUUCAUAUGUUGAUGCAGUAGUUUUUUUCGCCUGAUAUAAUGUGUCAUGGUGGUUAGUUCUAAUAACGCCUUGUGGUGAUUAAUUUUGCUGUAGCUUGUGUAUGCUAAAAAAGAUUGUGCAAGUGAUCUGUUUCUUUGCAGAGUGA
Beta vulgaris subsp. vulgaris (sugar beet) is the source of this 1187-nucleotide messenger RNA. RefSeq lists its product as uncharacterized. Gene Ontology annotation, biological process: translation. The transcript has 5 exons. Lineage: Eukaryota; Viridiplantae; Streptophyta; Magnoliopsida; Caryophyllales; Amaranthaceae. The coding region runs from base 491 to 970 and encodes 159 amino acids. Gene Ontology annotation, cellular component: ribosome; mitochondrion. The record is from RefSeq and is a predicted model, not a curated record. Gene Ontology annotation, molecular function: structural constituent of ribosome; RNA binding.